UAAACCAACGUAAAAGCGUUGGUAGAGAAAAGGCAAAUAACAAUGAGAUCUUCUUCAAGGAUGGGGUCUUCAACCCAUCUCAUCUACGCUCUAGGCGUGAUCAUCAUGGCAACAAUGGUUGCUGCGUAUGAACCAGUGACAUUGCCACCACUCCCGUCAUAUUCACCAUCUCCAAAGGUAGAAUACAACACUCCUCCCCUACCGUACAUUAGCAAUUCUCCACCACCACCAACAUACUAUUCUCCAUCACCAAAGGUUGAUUACAAAUCUCCACCACCACCAUAUGUCUACAGUUCUCCGCCACCACCACCAUAUUAUUCACCAUCUCCAAAGGUUGAGUACAAAUCUCCUCCUCCACCAUAUGUCUACAAUUCUCCACCACCACCAUACAAUUCACCAUCUCCUAAGGUCGAGUACAAAUCUCCACCACCACCAUAUGUUUAUAGUUCUCCUCCACCACCUCCUUACUACUCUCCAUCACCAAAAGUAGAUUACAAGUCUCCUCCACCACCAUAUGUCUACAGUUCUCCACCACCACCACCAUAUUACUCACCAUCUCCCAAGGUUGAGUACAAGUCUCCUCCACCACCAUAUGUCUAUAGUUCUCCACCACCACCUCCGUAUUAUUCUCCAUCACCGAAGGUAGAUUACAAAUCUCCUCCUCCACCAUAUGUCUACAGUUCUCCACCACCACCAUACUAUUCUCCAUCUCCUAAGGUAGACUAUAAGUCUCCUCCACCACCAUAUGUCUACAACUCCCCUCCACCACCUUAUUACUCUCCAUCACCUAAAGUAGACUACAAGUCUCCACCACCACCAUAUGUUUACAGUUCUCCACCACCACCACCAUAUUAUUCUCCAUCUCCCAAAGUAGACUACAAGUCUCCACCACCACCAUAUGUUUACAGUUCUCCACCACCACCAUAUGUCUACAGUUCCCCACCACCACCUCCAUACUACUCCCCAUCACCGAAGGUUGACUAUAAAUCUCCUCCUCCACCAUAUGUCUACAGUUCUCCACCACCACCAUAUGUCUACAGUUCCCCACCACCACCUCCAUACUACUCCCCAUCACCGAAGGUUGACUAUAAAUCUCCUCCUCCACCAUAUGUCUACAGUUCUCCACCACCACCAUACUACGCUCCAUCUCCAAAAGUAUACUACAAGUCUCCUCCACCACCAUAUGUUUACAGUUCCCCACCACCACCAUAUUACUCACCAUCGCCUAAGGUUGUAUACAAAUCUCCUCCACCCCCAUAUGUCUAUAGUUCGCCUCCACCACCAUACUAUUCACCUUCUCCAAAGGUACACUAUAAAUCUCCACCACCACCUUAUGUUUACAGUUCCCCACCACCACCAUACUAUUCACCUUCCCCUAAGGUACACUACAAGUCUCCACCACCACCAUAUGUCUACAGCUCUCCACCACCACCAUACUAUGCUCAAUCUCCUAAAGUAUACUACAAGUCUCCUCCACCACCAUAUGUUUACAGUUCCCCACCACCACCAUAUUACUCACCAUCUCCAAAGGUUGUAUACAAAUCUCCUCCACCUCCAUAUGUCUAUAGUUCUCCUCCACCACCAUACUAUUCACCUUCUCCGAAGGUACACUACAAAUCUCCUCCACCACCUUAUGUUUACAGUUCCCCACCACCACCGUACUACUCACCUUCCCCUAAGGUUUACUACAAGUCUCCACCACCACCAUAUGUCUACAGCUCUCCACCACCACCAUACUAUUCACCAUCCCCUAAAGUACCAUACAAAGCGCCAAAACACCCUCAUGUAUGUGUUUGUCCACCACCUCCUCCAUGUUAUAGUCCAUCACCAAAGACAGUAUACAAAUCUCCACCACCACCAUAUGUCUACAGUUCUCCACCACCACCAUACUAUUCUCCAUCCCCUAAAGUAUACUACAAAUCUCCUCCACCACCGUAUGUCUACAGUUCUCCACCACCACCGUAUUACGCACCUUCCCCUAAAGUGUACUACAAGUCUCCACCACCACCACCAUACUACUCACCAUCUCCUAAGGUAGAGUACAAGUCUCCUCCACCACCGUAUGUUUACAGCUCACCACCACCGCCAUACUACUCACCAUCUCCUAAAGUAAACUACAAAUCUCCUCCACCACCAUAUGUCUACAGUUCUCCACCACCACCACCAUACUACUCACCUUCUCCAAAGGUUGAUUAUAAGUCUCCUCCACCACCAUAUGUCUACAGUUCUCCACCACCACCACCAUACUACUCACCUUCUCCAAAGGUUGAUUAUAAGUCUCCUCCACCACCAUAUGUCUACAGUUCUCCACCACCACCACCAUACUACUCACCUUCUCCAAAGGUUGAUUAUAAGUCUCCUCCACCACCAUAUGUCUACAGUUCUCCACCACCACCACCAUACUACUCACCUUCUCCAAAGGUUGAUUAUAAGUCUCCUCCACCACCAUAUGUCUACAGUUCUCCACCACCACCAUACUACUCACCAUCGCCUAAGGUAGACUACAAAUAUCCUCCACCACCUUACGUCUACAGCUCUCCACCACCACCGUACUACUCACCUUCCCCUAAGGUUUACUACAAGUCUCCUCCACCACCGUACGUUUACAGCUCUCCUCCACCACCAUAUUACUCACCUUCCCCUAAAGUGUACUACAAGUCUCCUCCACCACCAUACGUUUACAGUUCUCCACCACUACCAUAUGUCUACAGCUCACCACCACCACCACCAUACUACUCACCAUCUCCUAAAGUAGAGUACAAGUCUCCUCCACCUCCAUACGUCUACAGUUCUCCACCACCACCAUACUACUCACCUUCCCCAAAAGUUGAGUACAAAUCUCCAUCACCCCCAUAUGUCUACAGCUCUCCACCACCACCACCAUACUAUUCACCAUCUCCUAAAGUAGACUACAAAUCCCCUCCACCACCAUACGUCUACAGUUCUCCACCACCACCAUACGUCUCACCUUCCCCAAAAGUUGAAUACAAAUCUCCACCACCAGCUUCGUAUUACUGAAAACCAGUAAAUGCGGGUAUUAAAUAAGCUUUCCAGUAUUAUUUGAUUUCAAAUAUUUUCUUCUUGUUACAUGUGUGCAAUCAAUUUCAAUUUUCUUGAGAAUGUGGACUAAUAACAUGGCUACAAUACCUUUAUAUGGUUUCAUAUGUUCUCUUUUAUUUAAUUACUACAAAGAUUUCUUGCGGUCU
Messenger RNA from Brassica oleracea var. oleracea, 3206 nucleotides. RefSeq names its product extensin-2. The transcript is spliced from 3 exons. Bases 43 to 3018 code for a protein of 991 amino acids. The record is from RefSeq and is a predicted model, not a curated record. Gene Ontology annotation, biological process: plant-type cell wall organization. Gene Ontology annotation, molecular function: structural constituent of cell wall. NCBI's taxonomy places the organism in Eukaryota, Viridiplantae, Streptophyta, Magnoliopsida, Brassicales, Brassicaceae.